Folsomia candida is the source of this 1356-nucleotide messenger RNA. RefSeq lists its product as uncharacterized. The record is from RefSeq and is a predicted model, not a curated record. The coding region runs from base 30 to 1256 and encodes 408 amino acids. The transcript is spliced from 4 exons. NCBI's taxonomy places the organism in Eukaryota, Metazoa, Arthropoda, Collembola, Entomobryomorpha, Isotomidae.
GUUUUAUUGCUCGCUGUGCCUUGGUUUGUAUGUUUGCUGGCCCUCUCAUUCCCUACUCAGAUUGCACUCGUGACACUCGACUCUAUCGUGACUUCAACUCUAUUUGGAUUUCAAAAAUGGCUACGAAUUUUGGCCAAAUUCGCGAUCAGUUGACUGACUUUAAUUCUUUUGGAUUAAUGACAACCCUAAUACCACCACCCCCCGAAGUUCAACAAUGUUGGCAGUGGAACACAGACUCUUCAGAAGUUCAGCUGCGAACAAAUUCGGGAAACUUGCUGAGAAUUCCCUCGGGAUGUCCAAUCUUUGAUCAAGAAUUACAAGAAUUUGAACGUUAUAUACCCCGAUCAGUACUCUCGAAUGACUUUGCAUCGACUCCAGCAGGGGGUCAAUUUACCGCAGGAAUGGCUGCAGAUAUUCAGGAAUUUCGAGUGGAUUUGUCAUCAAAUCCAGGAAAACCGUCCACGACAAGGAUUGCUUUACUUCGUAUGAUUUACCAAGCUGAUAUAAAGAAGAUAAGAAUGAGGGAGGAGGGUGGUAGAUUAGUUGUAAAUAAAAUAACUGGGCAGUUACAACCCUAUGACGCUGCAUAUCCUCAACCGAACAUAACGACGACCAUUCCUAAUACCAGUCAAGCCAGAAAUCAUCUAGAUAUUAUUGCAGACAUCAAUCUAAAUGGAGCGAGAGGAUUUUAUGGACCUCGGAGUGAAAGAUGUCGGCACGGAAAAUGUAAUGUCACAGGACCCUGUGUUGAUCAGUCCGCAACCGUGGAAUAUGGACCAGACCUACUCUUCCAACCCCGAAAACGAUUCACAUGUGAAGUAAAUAAUGUUGUUUAUUUACUGUAUUGCAACGAGUGCCUUCGUUUAGGACUCAGUACUACCUACUGUGGCGAAACUGAAGUAGAGGAAAAGAAUUGCCACCAACGCUUUGGACAACAUACGUACAAGUUUUCAACUCGAAGUUUGAAUACACGCUUCCCUAAGGGCACCAAUGAACGACUAGUCGCACUUCGAGAAGUUUUUCAAGGAGUUUUGGAAGGAGAUGAAGAUCCCGACAGAGUGAUGCAAGAUCCCUACUCUCAUUUCACUCUUGUCCACCCCCCCACAAAUGGCAAUGAUCAUCGUCGCUACGUUUUCAUUGAUGGGGGAUUCCCAUCAGUUCGGUCAAGAAAACUGUGUGAGAUGAAAUUUAUUAGUUUUUUUGGAGCAGUCGACUACAACUACAACACACAUUCGGGCAAUCUAAACCACAUGUAAAAACUCAUUGUUAUCUUACACCAUGAAUUAUUUAUAAGACUGAGAACUUAGCAAUUAUAUUCCUGACCUUAACCGAUGUAUUACUAAUUUAAAUUGUUUU